AUGGAUGAUGUGGACGAUGUCCUAAAGACUGUCAACUUCUUUAGGGAGAUGAAAGCUAUAAACAGGGAAUUCUUAUGUGACAUGCAACUUGAUGAGUCCGAUAGAGUUAAGAACAUAUUCUGGGCGAACGCAAGCUGCCGAGGGGCAUAUCAGGACUUCGGUGACUGCGUAACGUUUUACACCACAUAUAAGACCAACAAGUACCAUAUGCCACUUGGGGUGUUUGUGGGUACUAACAACCACUUUCAGACUACAUUCUUUGCUUUCGCCCUGAUAAGAGAUGAGGAUGCAGAUUCAUUCAGAUGGUUGUUCAAGACAUUUUUAAGGUGCAUGAGAGGGAAGGCUCCUACAUGCAUCCUCAUAGACCAGUGCCCAGCAAUGGCUUCGGCGAUCCCAUAUGCUUUCAAGAACACAGUACACAAGCUGUGCCACAUGCACAUUAUGAAGAAGUACAGGGAACACCUCGCAUACCUGUACAACCUGCACGAAGACUUUAAGGAUGAAUUCACAUCAAUCCUCAACUGGUCCCUCAUGCCAACUGAGUUUGAGGCUGCCUGGAAAAGACUCAUGGAUAAGUACAACCUCCAUGAUGAUGCCACGAUGGUGGCCAUGUGGAACGAGCGUGAGAGAUGGAUAUCAUCCUACUACAAAGAAAUUUUCUGCGCCAAAAUGACAUUCACACAAUGA
Messenger RNA from Aegilops tauschii subsp. strangulata, 687 nucleotides. Its product is annotated as protein FAR1-RELATED SEQUENCE 5-like. The record is from RefSeq and is a predicted model, not a curated record. NCBI's taxonomy places the organism in Eukaryota, Viridiplantae, Streptophyta, Magnoliopsida, Poales, Poaceae. Gene Ontology annotation, biological process: regulation of DNA-templated transcription.